CUCCCGGCCGGCGAGCUGCUGCGCUGACAGGGCCGCAGCGGCUAACCCCACCUCACUUUAUCAGAACGUGCCUGAGCUGCUGCACCUGGCAGCCGGCACCCGGCACCCGGCUGCGCUCGGCGAAGAGGGCUGGGGGCGGGAGAUGACAAGUGGUCUCCUCCCUGCUUGGCCCUCUGCGAGCACCAGCUACCUUCUCCUCCUGACCCCACGGUUGCAGACGAAGCAGGUUCUGUCCUGGAUGUUAGAAACACAACAGUGAGCAGAAACAUGCAUAGUUCCUGCUUCCACAACACUUGAGUGAACUGUAUGUGCAAAGUCUCUGUGGCACAAAGAGAUCUGGUUGGAGUUGGAGGGUGAGAGAAAAUGAAUUCUUUUUCUAAUUUACCUGCAGAGGACUUAACCAUUGCAGUCAAUAUGACCAAGACUUUGCCUACAGCAGUAACCCAUGGAUUUAAUUCCACUAAUGACCCACCUUCAAUGUCAAUUACAAGGCUUUUUCCAGCCUUACUAGAAUGCUUUGGCAUUGUCCUUUGUGGCUACAUAGCAGGAAGGGCCAAUGUCAUAACAUCCACACAGGCCAAAGGACUGGGAAAUUUUGUCUCCAGAUUUGCACUUCCGGCUUUAUUAUUCAAAAACAUGGUUGUACUUAAUUUUUCCAAUGUGGAUUGGUCCUUCCUAUACAGCAUCUUAAUUGCCAAAGCCUCUGUAUUUUUCAUUGUAUGUGUAUUAACCUUAUUGGUUGCCAGUCCUGACAGUAGAUUUAGCAAAGCUGGACUAUUCCCUAUUUUUGCUACACAAAGUAAUGACUUUGCAUUGGGAUACCCUAUAGUUGAAGCUUUAUAUCAAACUACAUAUCCAGAAUAUCUCCAGUACAUUUAUUUGGUGGCACCAAUAUCUCUUAUGAUGUUAAACCCUAUAGGCUUUAUCUUCUGUGAAAUCCAAAGGUGGAAAGAUACUCAAAAUGCUUCUCAAAAUAAAGUAAAAAUUGUGGGACUCGGACUCCUGCAUGUAUUACAGAACCCAAUAGUAUUUAUGGUCUUCAUUGGCAUCGCCUUCAAUUUUAUUCUUGAUCGAAAGGUUCCUGUAUAUGUAGAAAAUUUUCUUGAUGGACUUGGAAAUUCUUUUUCUGGAUCAGCCCUAUUUUAUCUUGGUCUCACGAUGGUAGGAAAAAUAAAGAGACUGAAGAAGUCAGCAUUUGUUGUACUAAUUCUUCUCAUCACAGCUAAACUUCUGGUGCUGCCACUUCUGUGCAGAGAAAUGGUGGAACUCUUGGACAAGGGCGACAGUGUAGUAAACCAUACAAGUUUAUCAAAUUAUGCGUUUCUGUAUGGUGUCUUUCCUGUAGCACCAGGAGUGGCUAUCUUUGCAACACAGUUCAACAUGGAAGUAGAAAUUAUAACCUCAGGGAUGGUGAUAAGCACAUUUGUGUCUGCUCCCAUCAUGUAUGUUUCUGCCUGGUUACUGACUUUUCCCACUAUGGACCCUAAGCCAUUGGCAUAUGCCAUCCAGAAUGUUAGUUUUGAUAUAAGUAUUGUCAGCCUGAUCUCCUUGAUCUGGUCUCUGGCUAUUCUUCUUUUGAGCAAGAAAUAUAAACAGCUUCCUCAUAUGCUUACAACUAAUUUACUCAUUGCUCAGUCUAUUGUCUGUGCUGGAAUGAUGAUAUGGAAUUUUGUUAAAGAAAAAAAUUUUGUUGGACAAAUUUUGGUGUUUGUUCUAUUGUACAGCUCCCUCUAUAGCACCUACCUGUGGACAGGACUUCUAGCAAUUUCUUUGUUUCUUUUGAAAAAGCGAGAGAGGGUACAAAUUCCUGUUGGAAUCAUCAUCAUAUCUGGCUGGGGAAUUCCUGCUCUCCUUGUUGGUGUCCUUUUGAUAACCGGAAAACACAAUGGAGAUAGCAUCGACUCCGCCUUCUUUUAUGGAAAAGAACAGAUGAUCACCACAGCAGUCACCCUGUUCUGCAGCAUCCUGAUAGCUGGCGUAUCGCUCAUGUGCAUGAACCGAACCACACAAGCAGGAAGCUAUGAAGGUUUUGACCAGUCUCAGAGCCACAAAGCAGUGGAGCCUGGAAAUACUGCUUUUGAGGAGAGUCCAGCACCAAUAACUGAACCAGAACUUUUUACAAGCUCUAUUCCAGAAACAGGUUGCUGCUCCUGCUCCAUGAGAAAUGGUGAAUUGCACUGCUCAUCAAUAGAGCCAGUAGCGAACAUAAGCUCCAGUGAGCCUGCGAUUCCUUCAUUUGAGAAAAACGAUCUUUGUGUGAGUCGCUGUAACUCCCAGAGCUGCAUAUUAGCUCAGGAAGAAGAACAGUAUCUACAAAGUGGAGACCAGCAACUGACCCGACAUGUGUUGAUGUGUUUACUUCUCAUCAUUGGCCUGUUUGCUAAUCUUUCCAGUUGUUUAUGGUGGCUAUUCAACCAAGAGCCUGGAAGACUUUAUGUUGAGUUACAGUUUUUCUGUGCCGUGUUUAACUUUGGCCAGGGAUUUAUUUCCUUUGGAAUCUUUGGAUUAGAUAAACAUUUAAUCAUCCUACCUUUCAAAAGAAGAUUUGAAUUCCUAUGGAACAAUAAAGAAACAGCAGAAAACAGGGAAUCUCCUGUUUCAGAAGAAAUAAGAAUGACCUGUCAACAAUUUAUCCAUUAUCACCGUGACCUCUGUAUCCGAAACAUUGUCAAAGAAAGAAGGUGUGGUGCAAAUACUUCUGCUGGAACUUUCUGUGGCUGUGACCUGGUGAACUGGCUAAUUGAAGUUGGCCUUGCCUCUGACCGUGGUGAAGCUGUGAUAUACGGAGACAGGCUGGUACAAGGGGGAGUCAUCCAACAUAUUACCAACGAGUAUGAAUUCCGGGAUGAGUACUUAUUUUACAGAUUUCUUCAAAAGAGUCCUGAACAGAGUCCUCCUGCUAUUAAUGCAAGCACUCUCCAACAGGAAAGAUAUAAAGAAAUUGAGCAUUCAUCUCCACCCUCACAUUCGCCUAAGACCUAAAUUAUGAAGGGGAGAACCCUACAUGGGAAUCAUAUUCUAGCCCCAUAUUCAUUACUUUUUAGCUGGGUAACCUUGGGCCAGUUCCAGCGGCAACCUCUCUGAGCCUCAGUUGUCUCUUCUGUAAAAUGUGAUAAGAUGUGUUCCCACCACGUGCUCAGGGUCUGUGAUUUUAUGUAUAUGUAAAACACACAGGAAGCUGACUUACGAAAAAGAAAACCAAAUUAAAGUUCUGAUAAUGAA
This is a messenger RNA of Saimiri boliviensis boliviensis (Bolivian squirrel monkey), 3222 nucleotides long. It is a transcript of the gene GPR155, whose product is annotated as G protein-coupled receptor 155. Gene Ontology annotation, biological process: negative regulation of BMP signaling pathway; intracellular signal transduction; transmembrane transport. Gene Ontology annotation, cellular component: membrane. NCBI's taxonomy places the organism in Eukaryota, Metazoa, Chordata, Mammalia, Primates, Cebidae. The record is from RefSeq and is a predicted model, not a curated record.